Molecule: messenger RNA, 882 nt
Organism: Corvus hawaiiensis (hawaiian crow)
Lineage: Eukaryota; Metazoa; Chordata; Aves; Passeriformes; Corvidae
Gene: VARS1
Product: valyl-tRNA synthetase 1
Exons: 8
Coding region: 1-882 (293 amino acids)
Biological process (GO): translational elongation
Cellular component (GO): cytoplasm; nucleus
Source: RefSeq, a predicted model, not a curated record
AUGGGCGGGGCUCUGCGCAUGCGCCGCGCGCGCCGCCCCACGUGUCUCCUCCCGCCGCGGCCGCCUCAGGUGCUCCCCGAGACCCCUGCACCGACACCGCCCGGCACCGGCCCCCGGCGCUCCCCACAGCACGGCCCCCCCGGCCACGCCCCCCCCGGCUGCGCGGCACGGCCCCCCCCGAGGGCCGCCCUGGUGCGGCAGUGGGUGGCCUUCGCCGAGGGCGACCUGGCCACGGCCGCGGCCAUCGCGCUGGGGGGGCCCCCCGAGGCCCGUGCCCGGGGGCUGCAGGAGCUGCGCCGGGGGCUGGGGGCUCUCGAGGCCCACCUGAGCGGCCGCUCCUUCCUGGUGGGGGACGGCGUCACCCUGGCCGAUGUCACCGUGGCCUGCGCCCUGCUGGCCCCGUUCACGCAGGUGCUGGACGCCCCCUCCCGCGCCCCGUUCCCGGCGGUCACUCGCUGGUUCCUGGGCUGUGUCCGGCUUCCUGAGUUCCGGGCGGAGCUGGGGGACGUGCGGCUCUGCGGGGGGGGGGACCCCACGCCCGCCCCCCCCGGGACCCCCGGGGAGCAACCCCAGGGGGUCUCCAGGGGUCCUGGUCCGGGGGGGCUGGGCCAGGCCGAGCCCCCCCCCGCCAAGAGCGCGGCGCAGCUGAAGAAGGAGGCGAAGAAACGGGAGAAACUGGAGAAAUUCCAGCAGAAACAGGAGAAAAACCGGGAGCUGCAGGCCCAGGCCCAGGCCAAGGCCAAGCCCAGCCGGGCCCGGCGGGAGCUGCAGGGGCUGCGCUAUGAGACCCCCACCCCCCCCGGCUGCAAGAAGGGUAUGGGGGGCUUUGGAGUCCCCAAAACCCCCCUUAAACCAUCCAGAGAUCCCAAAAACCCCCCUUAA